Messenger RNA from Bactrocera oleae (olive fruit fly), 2033 nucleotides. RefSeq names its product NK3 homeobox bagpipe (gene bap). Gene Ontology annotation, cellular component: nucleus. NCBI's taxonomy places the organism in Eukaryota, Metazoa, Arthropoda, Insecta, Diptera, Tephritidae. Gene Ontology annotation, molecular function: DNA-binding transcription factor activity, RNA polymerase II-specific; RNA polymerase II cis-regulatory region sequence-specific DNA binding. Gene Ontology annotation, biological process: regulation of transcription by RNA polymerase II; cell differentiation. The record is from RefSeq and is a predicted model, not a curated record.
GUCUAUGCUACCAAGUGCGAUCGAAGUAUUUAAAAUCUAACUGUGCGUGGUGAGUUUGUUCAAUGGUGUCGCAUGAGCAGACGUUAACGGACGUGUCAAAGGUCGCGAGGAAGCAAUAAUCCAAUAAUAAUAGUUCACAGAGUGGUUGUUGAUAAAUAUUGGAUUAAAGAGUUUGCAAAGCGAUAAAUAUCUAACAAAUAAAAAAAAAAAAUUUAAUAAAAUAAAAGCAAGCAAUUUUUAUUGAAAUAGUUGUGGAAUGUUAACGAAUAUGGAGAAUAGUGGCCAUAGUGUUAAUGGCGGAGGUGUAUUAGUGAGCCUUAGUAAGGCGGCGCUCACAACGCCUUUCUCCAUAAAUGAUAUUUUAACGCGCAACAACAAUAGCUUAAAUGCAGCACAACAGCAACAGCUGCGGCGGCGACUCUCCGACACGGAAAUGUCGUUUAACGCGGAAGCAGCAGUCGCCACAGAUUUUCGUCAAAAUCAGGCACGUGAAUUGAAAGACGGUUUGAAAACGUCUGCUUCGUGUUGCCAUAUCGGCGCGAGUGAAUUUAAUAACAGUAAAUUAAGUGCUGCUUUAGAAAACGGCGCCUCGCGCAAGCCCUCCAACAAUUCGAGUCCGAUCUGUGAAAUGCGCACUGCGGUCGCAAAGUACUCGGCAUCAUCGGCGGCGGCCCGCGGAACAGGCGGCGCACAAAGCAGCAAUUGUGAAAAUAACGAUUUUAUGCCCUACUAUAUGGCCACUUUGGAUAAUAACAAUCACAGUGAUUACCAGCUAGCGCGAAAGUUCGGUUAUAUCGGUACGGCGGGUUUGGUGGGCGAACGCGAUUGUCCCAUUGACAUGCGACGUUGCAGCAAUAAUGAAUCAGACUCUGAGUCUUCACCGCCACCGUCAAUGUUGUCGCUUUAUGGUGGCGCCUCUGCGCAUUCCGCCAGUAAUAGCUGCAUGGGAAGCACUUCACCUACGCUGCAUGACACAGACGCGCUCAACGCUUCGCUGAGCCGUAAGAAGCGUUCACGUGCCGCUUUCAGUCACGCGCAAGUAUUUGAGCUAGAGCGUCGUUUCGCACAACAGCGUUAUCUCAGCGGCCCGGAACGUGCCGAAAUGGCCAAAAAUCUGCGUUUGACCGAGACACAGGUGAAGAUUUGGUUCCAGAAUCGCCGUUACAAGACGAAGCGCAAACAAAUUCAGCAGCAUGAAGCCGCGCUGAUGAGCGCCGCCACGAAGCGUGUGCCAGUGCAGGUGUUAGUGCGCGAGGACGGCAGCGGUGCGGCGACGGCAGCAGCGGCUGCUGCAUAUGCCCACAUGUUACCGACGCAUGGCAUUGAUCCCGCACUACUGCAUAUUUAUCGUCAUCAGUUGCAAAUGGCUUACGGCGUAGGCGUUUCAUUGCCUCAAGUAUCGUUUCCUUAUUUCUAUCCGCAAGCGUCGAAAAUACCUCAACCCAUACCACCGCCCAGUCAGUCGUCGGCGAACGGUUCAGUUGCUGGCGGUUUUGCCAUACACGCUGCGGGAAAUCACGCAAAUAUAAAUAACAAUAACAAUUUUGAGAUCACAAAAAAUGCAUUGAAUUUCGCUAAAAUGGAGCACGGCAUGCGUUACAUACAAUGCUCCUCGGCCUCCUCAUCACCCACGCAUGGCAACACGCUCGCCAGUGGCGACAGCAGUAGCCCAUCGAGAUCAUGCUCCAGUCCAACUGCCAUGGAUGCCGCUGGCGCCAUGUUGACAUCAGCCAUGUCUGCGGAUACGGAAAGCUGCGCUGAGACGCACUCCGCUACGACGGAGGAUUGUGAUGAGAAUGUGGAAAUUGAUUAGAUAAUCCGUUAGAUAAUACUUCUAUCUGAAACGUUGCUGUGUGUCUAUGUAAUGUAAAAAUUUGUGUGGCGCAGUGUCGCAAAACCAGCAAAUAAUAUGAUAAAAAUUAACAAAAUUUGUGAUAGUGAAAGUUUUAAUUGGCUUAGUGGGCAUAUGUACUUUUAGAAUUGUAAUUAAUUGUAGUUAGUUGUUUAAUUUAGUUUUAGAAAUAAGCAUACGU